Penicillium lagena is the source of this 642-nucleotide messenger RNA. RefSeq lists its product as uncharacterized. Bases 1 to 642 code for a protein of 213 amino acids. NCBI's taxonomy places the organism in Eukaryota, Fungi, Ascomycota, Eurotiomycetes, Eurotiales, Aspergillaceae. The transcript has a single exon. The record is from RefSeq and is a predicted model, not a curated record.
AUGGCCUCUCCUUCGACAAUGCCCUCCAAACAACUACUAUCGACUCUAUUCAGCUCUCUCGGCAACUCACGCUGGACCCUGACCCGCACCCUCCGUAGCGACAACCCUCUCGAUCUAAACGGCGAGCUCCGCGGCACGGCCAGCUUCACCUUUCUGCCGCCAACGGCAACCUCGCCACACCGCGACUGGCUAUACUGCGAAGAAGGCGAGAUCCCAUCCACAGCCUCCGGCGCAGGUAUUGCCCAGGCAGGUCUACGGUGGACCAAGAAAUAUAUCUGGCGGCUAGGCGCGGAGACAGGCCGGAUAAGCGUGUGGUUCGUGAAAGUAGCGCCGGGCCCAGAGGAAGCGGACUAUCUGUUUCAUGACUUUGAUUUCUCGCUGAGCCAGCCGGCUGGCCAGGAGACAGCCGAAUUUGUCGCCCCACCUGCGCCUCCGCCUGUUAUUGCAGAAUGUGAAGAUACUGUCCUCGCGGCGCGCGGAAACCACUUGUGCAUUAAUGAUAUGUACCGCACCGCGUAUGCCUUUCGUGUUCGGCCGGAGACGGGCGAGGUGCUAAGCUGGGCAAGCCGGCAUGUCGUUCGGGGUCCGAAGAAGGACCAAGAGAUUGUCAAUCGGUACGAGCGGAGCGAUUUUCUACGUUGA